AUGCUGGAGCAAAGGAAGGGCAAUGACCAUGCCCUUAUAUUUGGAAAUGGAAAGAGUCCCAGUAAGAGAAUACUGAAAUUCAUUUCAAAAGGAGAAGGUGAUGAUGCCAAAGAAGCUGUGAAACAUGGUGUGGAUGGGAUCUUGGUGUCCAAUCAUGGGGCUCGACAACUGGAUGGAGUGCCAGCUACAAUUGAUGCCCUGCCAGAAAUCGUCGAGGCUGUGGAAGGAAAGGUGGAAGUCUUCCUAGACGGGGGUGUAAGGAAAGGCACCGAUGUUCUCAAAGCUCUGGCCUUGGGAGCCAAGGCUGUGUUUGUGGGGAGACCCAUCAUAUGGGGCUUGGCUUUCCAGGGAGAAAAAGGUGUUCGAGAUGUCCUUGAGAUACUGAAGGAAGAAUUCCGGCUGGCCAUGGCUCUGAGCGGGUGCCAGAAUGUGAAAGUCAUCGACAAGACAUUGGUGAGGAAAAAUCCUUUGGCCGUUUCCAAGAUCUGACAGUGCACAAUAUUUUCCCAUCUGUAUUAUUUUUUUUCCAGCAUGUAUUACUUGACAAAGAGACACUGUGCAGAGGGUGACCACAGACUGUAACUCCCCACUUCAAUACAAAGGGUGUCCUUCUUCUCCAACAAAAUAGCGAUCCCUUUUCGUUCAUUGCUUUUGACUUUUCAAUGGGUGUCCUAGGAACCUUUUAGAAAGAAAUGGACUUGCA
Peromyscus californicus insignis is the source of this 703-nucleotide messenger RNA. It is a transcript of the gene Hao1, whose product is annotated as hydroxyacid oxidase 1. Lineage: Eukaryota; Metazoa; Chordata; Mammalia; Rodentia; Cricetidae. The record is from RefSeq and is a predicted model, not a curated record. The transcript has 5 exons. Bases 1 to 489 code for a protein of 162 amino acids. Gene Ontology annotation, molecular function: oxidoreductase activity.